AUGGAAUCUGUCGGCUUGAAGCUAUGUCACAAACGUAUUCGCCCAUCUGGAGACCAAUUGAAUGAGUUCCGAGGUCUAUAUACAAGAUUCAAGGCAACAUUGGCGAAUUUUGACGCCGGAAUUCAAGGAUUGUUAGCUAUGGAGUGUCCCGACGCACGAGAUAUUGAGCUUGCAGAUCGUGUCCGGUCUGCCAAUAACCAUGCGCCCUUUAUGCCAUCGACUGUGACGACUCUGAAAAGAAAUUUGGUUUUAAUUUUUAUGGGCCCGAUAACGUUCACUCUUGAUUCCCAACAAGUGAAAACAAGAAACAAGCAGACUGAAAUCAGGUGCGAGAUACUAAGAUCUCAGCAUGCUCAUGUUAUCCUCAUGUGGGCGAUGGCGCUUCAGCCAUCUGUCUGGAAAGCUUCAGGCGGCAUGACCGACAAGACCUUUAAUUUUCUCAUUCAGGACCUCGAAGGUGAACGAAUCAACCGAAUUCCGCCACAAAUACUCGAGAUUGCGCUAUCUCUUGCAGCAGAGGGACCUACGAAGGCCUCCGAAUCACUGAAAACAUUCGUUGAGAAAGUUUCCAAACCCACCGCUGAACUACAAUCACCCUUAAAGCGGAGACGCAUAGCAGGAACGUCAUUAUAUUCAACUGAAUUUGAAGCAACCGAUGAUAGUGGGCCAAGGGAGAUUUUGGCGGCCGAGUCGCGCGAGACACAACACUCUCCAAAAGAUAAUUCAACGAAGAUACAGCAGAAUAGGCAAAUCGACUACCGAUGCUCUUCCGCACCUAUCUCCAAUCUGCCGAUAUUAGGAGAUAGGCUAUUCGGCGCGCUUCAAAGCAGUCACCAAUGGAAGUGGGAGCGCACUGUCGGAGGGACAGAAACCUCUGACUGUUUGAAUGCUCUUGUGCCGAAGAAUCGAAGCCAAGAUAUAUCAAUCACCCUUUUGGUCGGUCAUAAAGACGGUCUCCAGCUUAUCCAUGAGCUGGAGGCUAUACGCGUUUGA
Messenger RNA from Penicillium samsonianum, 993 nucleotides. RefSeq lists its product as uncharacterized. The transcript has 2 exons. Lineage: Eukaryota; Fungi; Ascomycota; Eurotiomycetes; Eurotiales; Aspergillaceae. The coding region runs from base 1 to 993 and encodes 330 amino acids. The record is from RefSeq and is a predicted model, not a curated record.